AUGGAAAAGCGAUUGACAGGUGCACAAACGAAGGCUCGCCAGAUACAAGGGCGACGGAGGAAGAAUUGCGUCGAAAAGAAAAAGAAAGAGAAAGGAGCGCAAACAAUAAGCACAAGAAUCGCGUGGGGAGGUGGUGAAGAAAGAGGACAAAAUCUUUUUAGGGCCGCCGGGGGGGACGCAGCAGCAGCCAGCCUGGGCGGUCACCGCCUUGCGCGCCUGGCGUUCCUGGCUGCGUCGACUUCGGCCUCGUCGCCGGGGCCCGUCUGGUCUUGGCUCUUGCCUCCUGCUGUCUACGAUGCUACCACAGACCACGCUGUUUGUCUACAACCUACAACUGCUCCCCGAUCACGGCCAUUGCACGACUUUUCCCAUGGCCAUCGCGCAAACAAUGCAGAGACGAAGCAGCGGAAAACGACGAGAAACGACCGCACUGGCUGUCGGGAGUCGGCGGUCAGCCCCACUGCGCCGGCGAUCGAUUCUUGA
Molecule: messenger RNA, 483 nt
Organism: Talaromyces rugulosus
Lineage: Eukaryota; Fungi; Ascomycota; Eurotiomycetes; Eurotiales; Trichocomaceae
Exons: 1
Coding region: 1-483 (160 amino acids)
Source: RefSeq, a predicted model, not a curated record